AUGUGGCUGUCACCUGCAGGGCAGUGUCUGUGUCUCCUCCUCCCCUCCCCUUGUGUGUCUGUGUCUCCUCCUCCCCUCUCCUUGUGUGUCUGUGUCUCCUCCUCCCCUCCCCUUGUGUGUCUGUGUCUCCUCCUCCCCUCCUCUUGUGUGUCUGUGUCUCCUCCUCCCCUCCCCUUGUGUGUUUGUGUCUCCUCCUCCCCUCCUCUUGUGUGUCUGUGUCUCCUCCUCCCCUCUCCUUGUGUGUCUGUGUCUCCUCCUCCCCUCCCCUUGUGUGUCUGUGUCUCCUCCUCCCCUCUCCUUGUGUGUCUGUGUCUCCUCCUCCCCUCCCCUUGUGUGUUUGUGUCUCCUCCUCCCCUCCUCUUGUGUGUCUGUGUCUCCUCCUCCCCUCCUCUUGUGUGUCUGUGUCUCCUCCUCCCCUCCCCUUGUGUGUCUGUGUCUCCUCCUCCCCUCCCCUUGUGUGUCUGUGUCUCCUCCUCCCCUCCCCUUGUGUGUCUGUGUCUCCUCCUCCCCUCUCCUUGUGUGUCUGUGUCUCCUCCUCCCCUCUCCUUGUGUGUCUGUGUCUCCUUCUCCCCUCCCCUUGUGUGUCUGUGUCUCCUCCUCCCCUCUCCUUGUGUGUCUGUGUCUCCUCCUCCCCUCCCCUUGUGUGUCUGUGUCUCCUCCUCCCCUCUCCUUGUGUGUCUGUGUCUCCUCCUCCCCUCUCCUUGUGUGUCUGUGUCUCCUCCUCCCCUCUCCUUGUGUGUCUGUGUCUCCUCCUCCCCUCCUCUUGUGUGUCUGUGUCUCCUCCUCCCCUCCUCUUGUGUGUCUGUGUCUCCUCCUCCCCUCUCCUUGUGUGUCUGUGUCUCCUCCUCCCCUCUCCUUGUGUGUCUGUGUCUCCUCCUCCCCUCCCCUUGUGUGUCUGUGUCUCCUCCUCCCCUCUCCUUGUGUGUCUGUGUCUCCUCCUCCCCUCCCCUUGUGUGUCUGUGUCUCCUCCUCCCCUCCUCUUGUGUGUCUGUGUCUCCUCCUCCCCUCCCCUUGUGUGUCUGUGUCUCCUCCUCCCCUCCUCUUGUGUGUCUGUGUCUCCUCCUCCCCUCUCCUUGUGUGUCUGUGUCUCCCUCCUCCCCUCCUCUUGUGUGUCUGUGUCUCCUCCUCCCCUCCCCUUGUGUGUCUGUGUCUCCUCCUCCCCUCCUCUUGUGUGUCUGUGUCUCCUCCUCCCCUCCCCUUGUGUGUCUGUGUCUCCUCCUCCCCUCCCCUUGUGUGUCUGUGUCUCCUCCUCCCCUCCUCUUGUGUGUCUGUGUCUCCUCCUCCCCUCCCCUUGUGUGUCUGUGUCUCCUCCUCCCCUCCCCUUGUGUGUCUGUGUCUCCUCCUCCCCUCCCCUUGUGUGUCUGCGUCUCCUCCUCCUCUUGUGUGUCUGCGUCUCCUUCUCUCCUCCCCUUGUGUGUCUGUGUCUCCUCCUCCCCUCCCCUUGUGUGUCUGUGUCUCCUCCUCCCCUCCCCUUGUGUGUCUGUGUCUCCUCCUCCCCUCCCCUUGUGUGUCUGCGUCUCCUCCUCCUCUUGUGUGUCUGCGUCUCCUCCUCCCCUCCCCUUGUGUGUCUGCGUCUCCUCCUCCCCUCCUCUUGUGUGUCUGUGUCUCCUCCUCCCCUCUCCUUGUGUGUCUGCGUCUCCUCCUCCCCUCCCCUUGUGUGUCUGCGUCUCCUCCUCCCCUCCCCUUGUGUGUCUGUGUCUCCUCCUCCCCUCUCCUUGUGUGUCUGUGUCUCCUCCUCCCCUCCCCUUGUGUGUCUGUGUCUCCUCCUCCCCUCCUCUUGUGUGUCUGUGUCUCCUCCUCCCCUCCUCUUGUGUGUCUGUGUCUCCUCCUCCCCUCCCCUUGUGUGUCUGUGUCUCCUCCUCCCCUCCCCUUGUGUGUCUGUGUCUCCUCCUCCCCUCUCCUUGUGUGUCUGUGUCUCCUCCUCCCCUCUCCUUGUGUGUCUGUGUCUCCUCCUCCCCUCCCCUUGUGUGUCUGUGUCUCCUCCUCCCCUCUCCUUGUGUGUCUGUGUCUCCUCCUCCCCUCCCCUUGUGUGUCUGUGUCUCCUCCUCCCCUCUCCUUGUGUGUCUGUGUCUCCUCCUCCCCUCUCCUUGUGUGUCUGUGUCUCCUCCUCCCCUCCUCUUGUGUGUCUGUGUCUCCUCCUCCCCUCCUCUUGUGUGUCUGUGUCUCCUCCUCCCCUCUCCUUGUGUGUCUGUCUCCUCCUCCCCUCUCCUUGUGUGUCUGUGUCUCCUCCUCCCCUCCUCUUGUGUGUCUGUGUCUCCUCCUCCCCUCUCCUUGUGUGUCUGUCUCCUCCUCCCCUCCCCUUGUGUGUCUGUGUCUCCUCCUCCCCUCUCCUUGUGUGUCUGUGUCUCCUCCUCCCCUCCCCUUGUGUGUCUGUGUCUCCUCCUCCCCUCUCCUUGUGUGUCUGUGUCUCCUCCUCCCCUCCUCUUGUGUGUCUGUGUCUCCUCCUCCCCUCCCCUUGUGUGUCUGUGUCUCCUCCUCCCCUCCCCUUGUGUGUCUGUGUCUCCUCCUCCCCUCCCUUGUGUGUCUGUGUCUCCUCCUCCCCUCCCCUUGUGUGUCUGCGUCUCCUCCUCCUCUUGUGUGUCUGCGUCUCCUUCUCUCCUCCCCCUUGUGUGUCUGUGUCUCCUCCUCCCCUCCCCUUGUGUGUCUGUGUCUCCUCCUCCCCUCCCCUUGUGUGUCUGUGUCUCCUCCUCCCCUCCCCUUGUGUGUCUGCGUCUCCUCCUCCCCUCCUCUUGUGUGUCUGUGUCUCCUCCUCCCCUCUCCUUGUGUGUCUGUCUCCUCCUCCCCUCCCCUUGUGUGUCUGUGUCUCCUCCUCCCCCCUCCUUGUGUGUCUGUGUCUCCUCCUCCCCUCCCCUUGUGUGUCUGUGUCUCCUCCUCCCCUCUCCUUGUGUGUCUGUGUCUCCUCCUCCCCUCCUCUUGUGUGUCUGUGUCUCCUCCUCCCCUCCUCUUGUGUGUCUGUGUCUCCUCCUCCCCUCCCCUUGUGUGUCUGUGUCUCCUCCUCCCCUCCCCUUGUGUGUCUGUGUCUCCUCCUCCCCUCCCCUUGUGUGUCUGCGUCUCCUCCUCCUCUUGUGUGUCUGCGUCUCCUUCUCUCCUCCCCUUGUGUGUCUGUGUCUCCUCCUCCCCUCCCCUUGUGUGUCUGUGUCUCCUCCUCCCCUCCCCUUGUGUGUCUGCGUCUCCUCCUCCUCUUGUGUGUCUGCGUCUCCUCCUCCCCUCUCCUUGUGUGUCUGUGUCUCCUCCUCCCCUCUCCAUGUGUGUCUGUGUCUCCUCCUCCCCUCCCCUUGUGUGUCUGCGUCUCCUCCUCCCCUCCCCUUGUGUGUCUGUGUCUCCUCCUCCCCUCCCCUUGUGUGUCUGUGUCUCCUCCUCCCCUCCCCUUGUGUGUCUGUGUCUCCUCCUCCCCUCUCCUUGUGUGUCUGUGUCUCCUCCUCCCCUCCUCUUGUGUGUCUGUGUCUCCUCCUCCCCUCCCCUUGUGUGUCUGUGUCUCCUCCUCCCCUCCCCUUGUGUGUCUGCGUCUCCUCCUCCCCUCCCCUUGUGUGUCUGCGUCUCCUCCUCCCCUCCCCUUCUUCCUUUUCCAAAGUCUUCUCUCUGGCUGCCUGGGUUUUUGCUAAAGACUUCACCAGUCCCGCCAGUUCUUCAAACCUUUCUCCAGAGCUGCUAAUUGCAUCCACCCCCGGCUCCACAGGUGCUGACGAUCCCUCAUCAGGAUCAGCUCGUUGCUCAGUCUGCACUUUCUUCAUCCUUGUCGCCAUCUCCUGUUACUUUGUUGGAUCGCGGGCCCAGCUUCUGACACCAAUUGUGACACUUGUCAUGUCAGGAUGGCACUUAUGA
Molecule: messenger RNA, 3822 nt
Organism: Knipowitschia caucasica
Lineage: Eukaryota; Metazoa; Chordata; Actinopteri; Gobiiformes; Gobiidae
Source: the annotation of a GenBank genome assembly